CUUUGUCCUCAUCACCCAUAAAUUUGUUUUUCAUCUCCUUGGAAGCCACGAUCCUCUUCCAUAAAAACGAAAAGAAAGAAAGAAAAACACAGAAAAAAAAAGUUAGAGGAACAUGGCAUCUCCACAAGUGGCAAAUGGGAACGGUUCAUUGAGCUUGAAGAAGCCAAGUGAGACAAAAGGCAAGACCAUCACUUGCAAAGCUGCUGUGGCAUAUGGUCCCGGAGAGCCCUUCGUGGUGGAAAACAUUCUUGUUCAUCCUCCUCAGAAAAUGGAAGUCCGAAUUAAGAUCUUGUACACUUCCAUUUGUCACACUGAUCUUACCGUUUGGCAAGGCCAGAAUGAGUCUCAGCGAGCUUUCCCUCGGAUUUUUGGCCAUGAAGCAUCCGGGAUUGUGGAGAGUGUAGGAGAAGGUGUGAGUGAAGUGAAGGAAGGGGACAUUGUGGUGGCAAUAUUCAAUGGGGAGUGUGGAGAGUGUGUCUAUUGCAAGUGUGAGAAGAGCAACAUGUGUGAGAGGUUUGGGGUGAACCCCAUGAAGAAGGUGAUGGAAGGAGAUGGCACGUGCAGGUUCUCAACCAUUGAUGGCAAACCCAUCUUCCAUUUCUUGAACACUUCAACUUUCUCAGAGUACACAGUGUUGGAUUCAGCCUGCGUGGUGAAGCUUGACCAUGGUCAUAGUCUCAGCCUCAAAAAUCUUACCUUACUCAGUUGUGGUGUCUCCACAGGAGUUGGAGCAGCUUGGAAUACAGCUAAUGUGCAUGCUGGUUCAUUUGUAGCUAUUUUUGGUUUAGGAGCUGUUGGACUUGCAGUUGCUGAAGGGGCAAGAGCCAGAGGUGCAUCCAAAAUAAUAGGUGUGGACAUCAACCCAGACAAAUUCAUCAAAGCCCAAGCUAUGGGAGUUACACACUUCAUAAACCCAAAGGAUGAAGAGAAGCCAGUGUACGAGAGAAUCAGUGAAUUGACUGAUGGAGGUGUACACUACAGUUUUGAAUGUACAGGAAAUGUGAACGUUCUAAGGGAUUCCUUCUUGUCUGCUCAUAAGGGUUGGGGAUUGACUGUAGUAUUGGGAAUUCAUUCAUCACCAAAGUUGCUUCCCAUCCACCCAAUGGAGCUCUUUGAUGGUCGCCAAAUUGUAGGAUCAGUAUUUGGAGGUUUCAAAGGGAAAAGCCACUUGCCUCAUUUUGCCACACAAUGUGGACAUGGAGUGGUGAAGCUGGAUAAUUUCAUCACUCACGAGCUACCAUUUGAAGAGAUAAACAAAGCCUUCGAUCUUUUGAUCGCUGGGAAGUCGCUGAGAUGUCUUUUGCACUUCUAAGAAAAGAUGCCCUUUAGAAUGGUUAUGAUAGUUAUGAUCUGAAUUGUUCAAUAGGAGCAUAUCUAAAUGAGUGUGCUGUGUAGCAGUCUAAGAGAGGGGUUCGGGUGCUUUUGAGCAGUGUACUGCAGAGAAGAAAGAAAAUAAGUGGAAGUGUAUUCAAGUUUGUUCACCUAUCAUUUGAUAAUAAAGAGUGAGAGUGUGUUGUACUGCUGCUUUUUCGUUA
Molecule: messenger RNA, 1535 nt
Organism: Cajanus cajan (pigeon pea)
Lineage: Eukaryota; Viridiplantae; Streptophyta; Magnoliopsida; Fabales; Fabaceae
Product: alcohol dehydrogenase-like 4
Biological process (GO): formaldehyde catabolic process
Cellular component (GO): cytosol
Molecular function (GO): alcohol dehydrogenase (NAD+) activity; zinc ion binding; S-(hydroxymethyl)glutathione dehydrogenase [NAD(P)+] activity
Source: RefSeq, a predicted model, not a curated record